CUGGGACCAAAACACAUGGAUCUACACAAAACAGCUCAGCAAAAGAAUCUGGAAGGAUAUGUUGGCUUUGCAAGCCUCCCCAACCAAGUGUACAGGAAGUCUGUGAAGAGGGGCUUUGAGUUCACCCUGAUGGUCGUGGGUGAAUCAGGGUUGGGCAAAUCCACGUUGAUCAACUCCCUGUUCCUAACAGACCUGUAUUCACCAGAGUAUCCUGGACCUUCACACAGAAUCAAAAAGACUGUACAGGUGGAACAGACAAAAGUUUUAGUUAAAGAAGACGGCGUCGAGCUGCUGCUCACCAUCGUCGACACUCCAGGGUUCGGAGAUGCCGUCGACAACAGCGACUGCUGGCAGCCCAUCAUUGACCAUAUUGACAGCAAGUUUGAAGACUACCUGAACUCCGAAUCCCGGGUGAACAGACGACAGAUGCCCGACAGCCGGAUCCACUGCUGUCUCUACUUCAUCACCUCGUCGGGACACGGGUGAGUCUGGGAGACAAAAUC
This is a messenger RNA of Plectropomus leopardus (leopard coralgrouper), 503 nucleotides long. The record is from RefSeq and is a predicted model, not a curated record. NCBI's taxonomy places the organism in Eukaryota, Metazoa, Chordata, Actinopteri, Perciformes, Serranidae.